Prorocentrum cordatum is the source of this 382-nucleotide messenger RNA. The record is from the annotation of a GenBank genome assembly. Lineage: Eukaryota; Dinophyceae; Prorocentrales; Prorocentraceae.
GCUCGUCUUCCUGCCCGAGGUGAGCGGCGGCUGGACCGAGUGGUGCGACCCCGGAGGAAAGGCGCGGGUGGUCGGCGGGGAGUGCUACGUGGAGCAGUGCUCUGGCUGGAAGGUCAUCGAGCCGGACGCGGCGGGCGCGUGGGUGGGCAGCGUGAAGCAGUUGACGGAGGACCGGGGCGCCGGGGUCCGUCUCGAUCCGACCGGUCCGAGCCCGUGUCGCUGCCGGCCAGCCGGGUCCGGCUCGGUCCUGAGCUUCCGACGAUGCGAAAAGGGCCCGUUGCGCCUGCAUGGUGUAGGUGUGCAGCGUGGCUCGGCCAGUGCGAUUCGGUUCCGCCUCCAGUCUGGAGCGGCCUGAUCCGGCCGAUUUUCCGAUCCGAUCCGG